GCGCCCGGAGGAGCCGGGGGCCCGCGCCCCGCGCCCCCCAGACAUGGUGGGCCAGCUGCAUCUGCAGGGCAUGGAGGAGAGCCUCAAGGAGAGGAGCCGGGAGGGCUUGCUGGACAGCCCCGACUCCGGGCUGCCCCCCAGCCCCAGCCCCAGCCCGCCCUUCUACUCCCUGGCGCCCGGCAUCCUCGACGCCCGCGCGGGGGGCGCCGGCGCCGCCUCGGAGCCCGCGGGACCCGGCGGCGAGGCCAGAGCGACCCCGGCCCUCCCCCCAAAUUCCCCAGCGCUCGAGAUGAGGCCCCGGAUGCUGCCUGUGUUCUUCGGGGAGAGCAUCGAGGUGCACCCGGAGCCCACACAUGAGAUCCGGUGCAACUCUGAGGUCAAGUACGCCUCCGAGAAGCACUUCCGGGACAAUGUCUUCUAUGCGCCAGUGCCCACGGUCACGGCCUACAGCGAGACCAUCGUGGCGGCGCCCAACUGCACGUGGCGCAACUACCGCAGCCAGCUGACCCUGGAGCCGCGGCCCCGCGCCCUGCGCUUCCGCUGCACCACCAUCAUCUUCCCCAAGCAUGCCAGCAGCACCUUCCGGACCACCCUGCGCUGCAGCCUGGGCCGGCCCAGAUGCUGGUUCACCUCCAGCGUGCAGCUCCAGCUGUACCAAUACCCCCGCCUCCUGGGGCCCGCGGCGCUCUGACCGGGUGGGGCUGCCCACCCCCAGCCCCGGCAGUGACCUUGGACUGGGGGGCCCAAGGACGGACCCCGUGGCUCAGCCUGGAGCUGGGGCAGGAGGGAGGUUGGGGGGGCCCGUUCCGGUGUGGAGGACCCCGUAAACACGUUUUGUGAACAGUGAGCGGGUGAGGCGGCAUGGGCAUGAAUCCAUGAAGGCUUGCGGGGGGCUUGCAGCAGGUGGGGGCCCACCCGAGGGUCCUGGGGAGAAGGCGUGGGUCCGUGGCGGGCCCUUAGAGCGGAGAACAGCUUUGGUUGCGGGGGCUGGUGCAGCUCCUCGAGACCCCGGCCACCCGUCUGUCCAGGGCUGGUGGGCUGGCUCCCGGGCCGUGUGCGAGGGAAGAGGGGUGCCCUCCAGACACCCCCACUCCUGGGAAGAGGAAAGUGGGCCUUCCCCUGGGCGCGCAGCUCCGCUAGAGGCCCGGGCUGAGCGCCCUCUGAUGGCGGCUGAGCCGGGAGGUGGGGCAGAGGCCAGCGGCUCAAGCCAGGGUCAGAGCUGGUAGAGACCUUGCCUGAGCCACUGGCCAUGUGCUGGGGUGGAUUUAGGGUGCAGCCCGCCUAAAUUGAGGCCUUUGAGCUCUGUGUCGGGAGCCUGGCCCCCAGGGCUAACCUCUGUCCACGCAGCCUCUCCAGAAUCCGGACUCUAGCGCCAGCGCCUUGGUGCCUGGUGCCAGGGGGAGGCGUCGAAGCUCUCAGAAUGUCCGCCGUCACCUGCGUGCGGCUCGGGGCCCAGCUGCUUAAAGAGACGCCAUCGGGGUGGCUGCCCUGGGUCAGCCGCCCGGCUCCCCAUGUCGUGAUCGCCCGCGUGCCGUCCCCCGUGCCGUCCGGGUGGUGCCAGGGCACGCGGGGGAGUAGGGGCCACGGUCGGGUGCUGCCCUGGACAGGCACCCCGAGACUCCCAGUGUGGCCUUAGAGGGGCCCUCUGACCUGAAUGGACCCAGUGGGCAACGGGGCUGCCCUCCCACCCCCUUGCUCACCCCCAGGACCGGGGCAGAAAGGCUCUCCCACACGGUGGGGGUGGGGGUGAGAGAAAGACCCGGAGCCUACGUCCAAGAGAGGCAAAGCGCCUGGUCUAUUUUCAUGUAUCUACACACGGUGCCUGUUCUCUCCGCAGAGUCUGAUGAACACAAAUAACUUAAGAACUUGAUGAUCUUAAUAAAAUGUGCAAACCCAA
Messenger RNA from Hyaena hyaena (striped hyena), 1897 nucleotides. RefSeq names its product refilin-A-like. Gene Ontology annotation, biological process: skeletal system morphogenesis; negative regulation of bone mineralization involved in bone maturation; actin filament bundle organization. Gene Ontology annotation, molecular function: filamin binding. The record is from RefSeq and is a predicted model, not a curated record. The transcript is spliced from 3 exons. Gene Ontology annotation, cellular component: actin filament bundle. Bases 44 to 691 code for a protein of 215 amino acids. Lineage: Eukaryota; Metazoa; Chordata; Mammalia; Carnivora; Hyaenidae.